Molecule: messenger RNA, 1374 nt
Organism: Schistosoma intercalatum
Lineage: Eukaryota; Metazoa; Platyhelminthes; Trematoda; Strigeidida; Schistosomatidae
Source: the annotation of a GenBank genome assembly
AUGGUUCAAACACCCUCAAAUUAUCAUCUGCUUUUGAGGGAUAGGAGUGGAAGCAUUACACAAUAUGCACUUCCUGACAAGUUAUACAUAAGCCGCCUAAAAUCAUCUUUAGUAUGUUCAGCAGCUUAUCACAGACCUCUGCAUCAAGUAAUACAAGAAAUCUACUCCAAAAGAUUCUCUAACAACCAAAGCCACUUCAACUGGAAAAUAUAUAAUCCUUCUUUAGAGUUUACGUUCUUUGCAGUUGUUUCGGAAGUAAAGCACCCAAAAACUUUAAUAAUGUCUCAAAAGAAACUAAAGUGUGAAGGAGACGAGGAAUUGGCAAUACAAAACGCGAGCACAAACAACAAAUCAAAGUCAAUUCAGUCGAUGGAAGCAGUUCAAACGGUACUUCAGCUGUGUGAAGUCAUGCUUUUUGAUGAUUCAUGUAACUGUCUUCCGCUAAUCUUUUGGAAUGAAGAGUGGAUUCACAUUGCAUUAACAGCUUUUAUACCAUAUUCUACCGUUUUAUCGAUUGUAAACUGUCCGGUUCGUUACGAUCGCUACCGCAAAGGUGUGGUUGCCUCACCAAACUCAAAAACACUAAUCAUUAUCUCACCUGACUGUGCAGAGGCCAAUCGUUUAAGUCAACACUCCAAACAUCGGACUCAAAGCAUAGAUAUUUUGGAAAGCGGCCACACUUCGUUCACUGUUGAGAAUGUAGAUGACAGACUAUUACAAUCUUUACCAAUGGGAUAUAAAACGGCUCAACCAGAGAUUUACAAAGUUCCUCUGACAAGUAUUCACAAUAUCUUAACUGUUCGAGACCUCAAAGAAGGAAAAGUUGUCGCUGGAUACGCUUGUACAUUUGCCGUGUUUACGAAAAUCGAUUUGGACUGUGAAAAUUCACAAUACCUCAUAACACUGCAAUGCUCUAAUUGUCAUGGUCGUUUGAGGUCAUGUGAUCCGCCAGCAGACUAUGAUGUGACAGCACCUGGAAAAAAAUUUGACCCAAAUAUUAAAUGUAUGUUUGCAAUGUGCACCACUCCAGGUUGUCCGACAAGUGGACAAAGACUGUCUUGGUUUGAUAAACAACACGUAAAUAUGGAAUACGGUACAUUUGUUCAUCUAUCAGACCAUACAGGAACAUAUUCUAGAUGUCUUUUAGCCAGUAUUGCAAUGGAAAAACUUUUAGGAUGCAAUGUCGAAGAAUUUCUACAUUUACCAUUGGAAAAGCGAGUUCGUUUGAAGUGGGAGUUCUGUCUAAGAAGAUUUAAGGUUUAUUUUUGGACUGAACAGAUUAGUUAUAACAAUCCAUCACCUUUAAUCAUUAUUAUAGGCGUUGAAAAACCUAAUGCUUUUGAAGUAAUGCAUUCAUUGAAAUUAAACAGAUAA